CUCCGUUUCUAAGCGCCGCGAUCUCGCCUAGUAACCAGCCGCCACCGGUCGAAAGCUGUGCUGUGGCCCCGCCCCCGGAGCCACCGCUGGAGAAGAACCUGUCUUUCGCGGCGCUCCAGUGACGAAGCCCAUCCUCGGGUGCGGGAGGCGAGUAGGGGAGGGCAGGCAGAGGAUUUUGCUCGCUCGUGCGAGAACCGGGACGUGCAGGCGGCGCCCGCUCCGAGCAGAGAUAUAGACUGUCAGUUUUGGAUCCAAGGAUAGUGAUGGCAAAGCUAACCCCGGCUCCCUGUCAAAUCAAAGCUGUCACAGAAUAAAUCCCGCUGCCUGCUGUGAAGCCCCCGCGCACUGCAAACUUCAGUGAGCAGACUGGGUAAUCAGUGUUUGGAUAUGCAGAUCCCUGAUUUAAAAGGCGGGGUGACCCCGCCAAGAACCUCUCCCCGGGGCCGAAGCCCGCAGGUGCAGUGAGGCGUGCGCGCGGGUGCUGGCGCCCGCGAAGACUCCUUGCCCGGGGAGAGAGAGCCGGGGCGCCCGGCGGGGUCUGGCGGCCGCGCACCGGCGGCUUCUCUCCGGCGGCGGCGGAUGAUGGUGGCGGCCGGCGCGCUGGGCUGUGUCUGUGCGUCGCCGCGGAAAUCAGCGCCCGGCGCUGCACGCUGAGCCCUUGCAGGUCCUCCGCAGCCCGAGCCUUGGCGAGGACAGACUAGGGGCGCAGGGGCCGCGGACCGCGCGCAGGGGGACCGGGGGCGCUGGGGUCGGCUUAUCAUGGCGGAUCGGACAGCUCCCAGCUGCCAGCUCCGGCUGGAGUGGGUGUACGGGUACCGGGGUCACCAGUGCCGCAACAACCUGUACUACACCGCCGGCAAGGAGGUGGUCUACUUUGUGGCUGGGGUCGGGGUGGUUUACAACACCCGCGAGCACAGCCAAAAAUUCUUCCUGGGACACAACGACGACAUUAUCAGCCUUGCCUUACACCCAGAUAAAACUCUCGUUGCAACUGGCCAAGUUGGGAAGGAGCCGUAUAUAUGUAUAUGGGAUUCCUAUAAUGUCCAGACUGUGUCUAUUCUUAAAGAUGUUCAUACACAUGGAGUCGCCUGCCUGGCUUUUGACUCAGAUGGACAGCGUUUAGCCUCUGUGGGAUUGGAUGCCAAAAACACAGUCUGCAUCUGGGACUGGAGGAGGGGAAAACUUCUGGCUUCAGCCACUGGCCACUCUGACCGGAUUUUUGAUAUUUCCUGGGAUCCAUAUCAGCCAAACAGAGUGGUUAGCUGUGGAGUAAAACAUAUAAAGUUCUGGACACUAUGUGGAAAUGCCCUAACUGCAAAACGAGGGAUAUUUGGCAAAACAGGGGACCUUCAGACCAUCCUUUGCCUUGCAUGUGCCAAAGAUGAUAUCACCUACUCUGGUGCUUUAAAUGGUGACAUCUAUGUCUGGAAAGGGCUCAAUUUAGUCCGCACCAUUCAAGGAGCACACAGUGCUGGAAUCUUUAGCAUGUAUGCUUGUGAAGAAGGCUUUGCCACUGGUGGACGAGAUGGGUGUAUACGAUUAUGGGAUACUGAUUUCAAACCAAUAACCAAAAUUGAUCUCAGGGAGACAGAACAAGGAUAUAAAGGCCUCUCUAUCCGGAGUGUGUGCUGGAAAGCAGACCGCCUCCUCGCAGGGACCCAGGACAGUGAGAUAUUUGAAGUGAUCGUUCGUGAGCGAGACAAACCGAUGCUGAUCCUGCAAGGCCACUGUGAGGGGGAGCUCUGGGCUCUGGCCCUGCACCCCAAGAAGCCACUGGCUGUGACAGGUAGUGAUGACCGCUCUGUCAGGCUGUGGAGCCUGGCUGACCGUGCCCUGAUCGCCCGCUGUAACAUGGAGGAAGCAGUUCGCAGUGUUGAUUUCAGCCCGGACGGAUCUCAGUUGGCCUUGGGCAUGAAAGACGGCUCUUUCAUUGUUCUCCGAGUCAGAGACAUGACAGAAGUGGUUCAUAUCAAAGAUCGCAAAGAAGUCAUUCAUGAAAUGAAAUUUUCUCCAGAUGGAUCUUAUCUUGCAGUGGGGUCCAAUGAUGGCCCAGUAGACAUCUAUGCUGUUGCCCAGCGGUAUAAGAAAAUAGGAGAAUGCAACAAGUCUCUUAGUUUCAUUACGCACAUUGACUGGUCUUUGGAUAGUAAAUACUUGCAAACUAAUGAUGGUGCAGGUGAACGACUGUUCUACAAAAUGCCAUCUGGGAAGCCUUUAACAAGUAAAGAAGAAAUCAAAGGGAUUCCCUGGGCCUCCUGGACAUGUGUGAAAGGUCCUGAAGUGAGUGGAAUUUGGCCAAAAUACACUGAUGUGACUGACAUCAAUUCAGUGGAUGCAAAUUAUAACAGUUCAGUGCUGGUGUCUGGAGAUGAUUUUGGACUGGUUAAAUUAUUUAAAUUUCCUUGUCUCAAGAAAGGAGCCAAAUUUAGAAAGUAUGUGGGCCAUUCUGCACACGUCACAAAUGUCCGCUGGUCCCACGAUUUUCAGUGGGUAUUAAGUACAGGAGGAGCUGACCACUCCGUUUUCCAGUGGAGAUUUAUUCCAGAAGGUAUCAGCAAUGGCCUGUUGGAAACUGCACCCCAGGAAGGUGGCUCUGAUUCCUACAGCGAAGAAUCUGAUUCGGAUUUAUCUGAUGUGCCAGAGUUGGACUCUGAUAUUGAGCAAGAAACUCAAAUCAAUUACGAUCGCCAGGUUUACAAAGAAGACCUACCUCAGCUAAAGCAACAAAGUAAAGAGAAAAACCAUGCAGUGCCCUUCCUCAAACGAGAAAAGGCUCCUGACGACAGCUUGAAACUCCAAUUCAUACAUGGUUACAGAGGCUAUGACUGUAGAAACAAUCUGUUCUACACACAAACUGGAGAAGUGGUCUAUCACAUUGCUGCAGUUGCUGUCGUGUACAACAGGCAACAACACUCCCAGAGGCUGUAUCUGGGGCAUGAUGAUGAUAUACUCAGCCUGACCAUCCACCCAGUGAAGGACUAUGUGGCCACCGGGCAGGUUGGAAGAGAUGCUGCUGUUCAUGUGUGGGACACACAAACUUUGAAAUGUUUGUCGCUAUUGAAAGGACAACAUCAGAGAGGAGUAUGUGCGCUGGAUUUCUCAGCUGAUGGAAAAUGUCUGGUGUCAGUUGGUUUAGAAGAUUGUCACAGCAUUGUGUUUUGGGACUGGAAAAAGGGAGAAAAGAUAGCAACAACAAGAGGACAUAGAGAUAAAAUAUUUGUGGUAAAGUGUAACCCACACCAUACUGAGAAACUGGUUACAGUUGGGAUGAAGCACAUCAAAUUCUGGCAACAAGCAGGUGGGGGCUUCACGUCUAAAAGAGGGAUUUUUGGAAGUGCUGGAAAAUUGGAAACAAUGAUGUGUGUUUCUUACGGGCGAAUGGAGGAUCUAGUGUUCUCCGGAGCAGCGACUGGAGAUAUUUUUAUUUGGAAAGAUAUUCUACUACUAAAGACAGUGAAAGCUCAUGAUGGGCCUGUGUUUGCUAUGUAUGCAUUGGAUAAGGGUUUUGUAACAGGUGGAAAGGAUGGAAUUGUGGAGCUCUGGGAUGAUAUGUUUGAAAGAUGCUUGAAGACUUAUGCCAUUAAAAGAGCAGCAUUGUCGACUAGCUCAAAAGGCUUGCUUUUGGAAGAUAACCCUUCGAUUCGUGCCAUCACUUUGGGACAUGGACAUAUCCUGGUGGGAACAAAAAAUGGAGAGAUCUUGGAAAUUGAUAAAAGUGGCCCAAUGACUCUGCUUGUUCAGGGGCACACAGAAGGAGAAGUGUGGGGGCUGGCAGCUCACCCUUUCCUGCCCAUCUGUGCAACAGUGAGUGAUGAUAAAACACUUCGGAUCUGGGAAUUAUCCUCCCAGCACCGUAUGCUGGCAGUUCGGAAACUCAAAAAAGGUGGAAGAUGCUGUGCCUUCUCCCCUGAUGGGAAAGCCUUAGCAGUUGGCUUGAACGAUGGGAGUUUCCUGGUUGUAAAUGCUGACACUGUUGAAGAUAUGGUGUCCUUCCAUCACAGAAAAGAAAUGAUCUCUGAUAUUAAGUUUUCAAAAGAUACAGGAAAAUACCUUGCUGUGGCAUCCCAUGAUAACUUUGUGGAUAUUUACAACGUGCUCACAAGCAAAAGGGUGGGCAUCUGUAAAGGUGCUUCUAGUUAUAUUACACAUAUUGACUGGGACUCCAGAGGAAAAUUACUGCAAGUUAAUUCGGGUGCCAAAGAACAACUCUUUUUUGAAGCGCCAAGAGGCAAACGGCACAUCAUAAGACCUUCAGAGAUUGAAAGGAUAGAAUGGGACACAUGGACCUGCAUCCUGGGGCCCACCUGUGAGGGAAUCUGGCCGGCUCAUAGCGAUGUGACUGAUGUAAAUGCUGCCAGCCUUACCAAAGACUGUUCCCUCUUGGCCACUGGAGAUGAUUUUGGUUUUGUUAAGCUUUUUUCAUAUCCUGUCAAGGGCCAGCAUGCAAAGUUCAAGAAGUAUGUGGGGCACAGCGCACACGUCACCAAUGUGAGAUGGCUGCACAACGACUCUGUGCUGCUCACAGUAGGUGGCGCCGACACAGCCUUGAUGAUCUGGACGCGGGAGUUUGUGGGGACUCAGGAGAGCAAGUUGGUGGACAGUGAGGAGUCAGAUACUGAUGCAGAGGAGGAUGGAGGCUAUGACAGUGACAUCGCCAGAGAGAAGGCUAUUGAUUACACCACCAAGAUCUAUGCUGUGAGCAUCAGGGAAAUGGAAGGCACCAAGCCACACCAGCAGCUGAAAGAAGUUUCAGUGGAAGAAAGGCCGCCCGUCAGCAGAGCAGCUCCCCAGCCUGAGAAACUCCAGAAGAACAACAUCACCAAAAAAAAGAAGCUGGUAGAGGAGCUGGCUCUCGACCAUGUGUUUGGCUACAGAGGAUUCGACUGUCGCAAUAACCUGCAUUACCUGAAUGACGGGGCUGACAUCAUCUUCCACACGGCAGCAGCUGGCAUCGUUCAGAACCUGUCCACAGGGAGCCAGAGCUUCUACCUGGAGCACACAGAUGACAUCCUCUGCCUCACAGUGAACCAGCACCCCAAGUACCGAAACGUGGUGGCCACCAGCCAGAUAGGUGAUGUUCUGGAGACCCCAGGAACGACACCUUCCAUCCACGUGUGGGAUGCCAUGACCAAACACACGCUCUCCAUGUUGAGGUGCUUCCACUCAAAGGGGGUGAACUACGUCAACUUCAGUGCGACUGGAAAGCUGCUUGUCUCGGUGGGAGUGGACCCUGAGCACACCAUCACUGUCUGGCGUUGGCAGGAAGGUGCCAAGGUUGCCAGCCGAGGGGGUCACCUGGAGCGCAUAUUUGUGGUGGAAUUUCGGCCCGACUCAGACACGCAGUUUGUAUCUGUUGGGGUCAAACAUAUGAAGUUCUGGACCCUGGCUGGCAGUGCCCUGCUUUACAAGAAAGGGGUCAUCGGGUCCAUGGAGGCGGCCAAGAUGCAGACGAUGCUCUCCGUGGCCUUCGGUGCUAACUACCUCACUUUCACGGGUGCCAUCAAUGGAGAUGUCUACGUGUGGAAGGACCACUUCCUCAUCCGGCUGGUGGCCAAGGCUCACACAGGCCCCGUCUUCACAAUGUACACGACCCUUCGGGAUGGACUCAUAGUGACUGGUGGCAAAGAGCGGCCGACCAAAGAAGGAGGUGCCGUAAAACUGUGGGACCAGGAGAUGAAGCGCUGCCGGGCCUUCCAGCUGGAGACGGGGCAGCUGGUUGAGUGCGUGCGCUCCGUGUGCCGCGGCAAAGGAAAGAUUUUAGUGGGAACCAAAGAUGGAGAAAUAAUUGAAGUUGGUGAAAAAAAUGCUGCUUCCAACAUCCUGAUUGAUGGACACAUGGAGGGGGAGAUCUGGGGCCUGGCCACACACCCCUCCAAGGACAUCUUCAUGUCUGCCAGCAACGAUGGCACAGCCCGCAUCUGGGACCUGGCUGACAAGAAACUGCUAAACAAGGUGAACCUGGGCCAUGCGGCCAGGUGUGCAGCCUACAGCCCUGAUGGGGAGAUGGUGGCUAUUGGCAUGAAGAAUGGAGAAUUUGUCAUCUUGUUGGUAAAUGGCCUGAAAGUUUGGGGGAAAAAACGAGACCGGAAGUCUGCUGUUCAAGAUAUCAGAAUCAGCCCAGACAGCAGAUUCUUAGCUGUUGGUUCUUCCGAACACACAGUUGACUUCUAUGACCUCACUCAGGGCACGAGCCUGAAUCGCAUUGGUUACUGCAAAGAUAUCCCAAGUUUUGUCAUUCAGAUGGAUUUUUCUGCAGAUGGCAAAUACAUCCAGGUGUCAACAGGAGCUUAUAAGCGCCAGGUGCAUGAGGUCCCCCUGGGGAAGCAGGUAACCGAAGCCAUGGUCAUUGAGAAGAUCACCUGGGCCUCCUGGACAAGCAUUCUGGGAGACGAAGUCAUUGGCAUCUGGCCACGAAAUGCAGACAAGGCUGAUGUGAACUGCGCAUGUGUGACCCACGCUGGCCUGAACCUUGUCACAGGAGAUGACUUUGGGCUGGUGAAGCUCUUUGAGUUUCCAUGCACAGAAAAAUUUGCCAAACAUAAGCGAUACUUUGGUCAUUCAGCUCAUGUGACAAACAUCCGUUUCUCUCAUGAUGACAAGUAUGUGGUCAGCACUGGAGGAGACGACUGCAGUGUAUUUGUGUGGCGAUGUCUAUAAUGCCGGAAACCUCGUCAUUUUUUGCUGACACUGCCACCACCCAGCAACUGCAGAGGCAGUGACGGGGCAUCUUGUCACCACCCGCCAUGGGCAACACACUGAAGGGGUAUGAGUGCCCCCACUCUGCGAUCUCCAAAACUGUGAUGCCAAGAAGAAAGGUCAGUUCUCAAACGUUAAGGCUGCUUGCCUCUGUUCCUGAGACUAUACCUACUAAGUACAUUGACAAAAAAAUCCUAUCCAAUAAUGUAGCCCACUAACAAAAUUUAAAGCCUCGGUUACCCUUAACAAUAUGUAGCUUUUAGUUUGCAUCAAACCUUUUACAAAAAAGAUGAUUUACUAUUACGUUUCUAUAUACUUUAAAAAUGUUCAUUUUUACAAAUUAGUUGGAACAAGACAGCUUAAGUUAGAUGCACUGAAGUACCAGAAAUAUCGAUAGCCUCUGUUCUCCACAUUUAGCUUUCAAACCAAAUGAGCCAUGUAUAAACAAGUUGAGAAACUUAAUUUUUUAAUAUUUCAUUUGCAGAGUUUUAUAUCCAUUAAGUGCCUUUGAAAGUUUCCAGUUGUGUGGGCUGCUGUCUCACCUCCCACAAAUUAUCUCCUUUCUGCAUAUGGUGCUAAAACUUCAAAACUGAGGAGGGCUACAGGACCCUCAGCAGAUUCCUGGUCUGUCACCCAUGUCAUGUGUUCAUGUCAAGGCUUCCUAAAUGAAAGACAUCAGUUACCUGCUUAGGAAAUAGUGGUUAUAGGAAGGUGAGCAGCAAAGAAACGUCAAUUCAGGAGGGAGGGUAUAGAAUGGGUUUUCAUUGUGUUCAGUGCCAAACUCACAAAAUCCAAAAUAAAAUUCAAAUAAACCUCUACUGCUACAAAGUAGAAACAAAAAAUAAAAAUUCAAGUGGGUUCAAAUAGGCUGAUUUAUCUUGUUAUAAAAUGGUAAUCAGUGAGGUGAGAAGAGGCUGUAACUGGGUUUACCACUCCCAGAAUGGGGUUGACUUGACCCACUGAUUUGCUUCAGGUGAAAUAUAUAGGAGAAGCCUGAAUUUAAAUGUCUCUGCAAUAUAAAUUUCUAAGCCCAAGCAAUACUUGGUAAAUCAAGCUCAAACAAAAUAUCUAGCUUAGAGUCCCUUGGAGUUGGUUGGAUGACAGAAUAUGACUUGGAAAAUAUUAACCAGAAGACAUCCCUAACCCACCUCAGUCAUACUUCACACUUGGCCUCCCACUGGCUACAGGAGGGGCUGACGGCACACACCGCAAGGAAGGCCCGUGAGGGACUGGUUACUCUGGGCACGUACAUACCAAUUAGUCCUUCCGGUCAGUAAACUAGAAUUCUGGAUCUUGAGUUACUGGCUAUUUGCAGUUGUCAGUUUAGAGAAAAGGUGAAAUGAAGCAGUUUCAUUUAAAUAGAUUAACAUUUAUCACAGAAGUGCUUCAGCAUUCUAAAUGGAUUAAAUCACUCACUGAACUAUUUUUAUAUGCCAAAUUAUUAAUGCCUUACAUCAAUCCACCAAUAGGUUGUCGGGCCCCCAGUUAGAGUCCCUACUCAGUCCUGAUUGUUUUCCGUAUCAUGUGACUGGUGAUGCUGAGUGAUAACCAUGUCUGCCUCUACUGUACCACUGACCUUUCAUAAUUGGAUCUUGCAUUGAAAUAACCAUGUGGAAGAACAAAUUGAUCAAUGAUGAUAUGUACAAUUAUAUUUAAAGAGCAAUAGUGUGUGUCCAGAAAACUUCUUAAAUCUUAUUUGUAAACAUUUAUAUGGUAUGAUUUUAUGUUCACAAAUCUUACACUGUAUUCUACUAUGUUAAAAUACUCUACUAUGUUAAAAUAUCGGUGCAUGAAUUUAUUUUCAAAGAAUAUAUAAUUUAAAAACAUUUUGGUAUGUGUCAAAUAAAUUUGAUUAUGUAAGGAUAGCUGCACUGUGAGCUGAAAGCCUUUCUGAAAGUGUAAGUGACCACUCACUGGUUGAAGCAAAGUCUACCCUUUGUGUAUCCAUCUGCAGCAGUUUGAUGAAACCAAAAUACCAAACAUAUUUUAAGUCUAUAAGCUUUAUUGAUACUUUGCUUUUACAGUUCACAAUGCAUUCCACAUAUUUAGUUCAGUACAGCUUAAACCACAAUUGUAUAAAUCAAUUUCUUACAUAACAAUGUUUGAUAUUUG
Manis pentadactyla (Chinese pangolin) is the source of this 8808-nucleotide messenger RNA. RefSeq names its product EMAP like 6 (gene EML6). Lineage: Eukaryota; Metazoa; Chordata; Mammalia; Pholidota; Manidae. The record is from RefSeq and is a predicted model, not a curated record. The coding region runs from base 760 to 6657 and encodes 1965 amino acids. Gene Ontology annotation, molecular function: microtubule binding. The transcript has 43 exons.